Molecule: messenger RNA, 390 nt
Organism: Dibothriocephalus latus
Lineage: Eukaryota; Metazoa; Platyhelminthes; Cestoda; Diphyllobothriidea; Diphyllobothriidae
Source: the annotation of a GenBank genome assembly
CCUUGGUGCUGGGGCAUCAUUUCACGCUCUGACUGUGAAUUCAUGUUGAACAACCUCGCCACUCCGGGAGAAUUUAUUAUUCGCGACAGCGAAUCGCACCCUGGGGACCUGACGAUAACCAUGAAUGCGGGCAGCAAAAAUCGGAAUUUCAAGGUGCAUGUUGAGGGCGGCAAAUUCCACAUCGGACAAAAGGUCUUCCCCAGCAUCGACUCUCUGAUUGAACACUACCGUACACACCCAAUCUACAAAAGUGAUCAGGAGAAACAUUUCCUCACCCAACCUUUCCAACAUCCCAACUGUGGCCUCUACCUCCGUCAAUUGCCUGGCGACUUUGGCAGACCGCCGGUUGCGACUUCUACUGCGCCAGCAGCCCAGUCAGUAUUCCAGUGA